UCAAAUCAACUUUUGCUCAAAUAACCUCCAAAACAUUUUUAAUGUGCCUCAGUUUGUCUUUUAACACCCCACUCAGCUGCUCUGUUAUCUGAAGACUUCAAGUUAUCUGGGCUUAAUACAAACUCGGAACCAGCUCUGACAAAGGGAAGAUUUGGGGCUAUCCUGGGAGGAAGACAUUUUUCCAAGAGGGCUCAGGUCCUGAAAGGUACAGGCAGGACAUGUCCCCUGUGCUCAGCUAACAUAGUUAGCUCUUGGGGAAAUAUUACUGUGAUAUUGUGAUUUAUAAUCAUAAAUACAUACUUGGUUUUCCUCCCCAUUCCUGGCACAGAACUCCUUAAACUCUUCCAACUUCCUAAGUGAUGAAAGCAGUGAAGCUGCCUUUUGCUAUUCAUAACAAGCCCCUUUAACCACAUCGGAGUUUAUGUUAACGAAGUGGCUGUAGGAAAGCUCCUAGGUCACUGAAGUUUGGGGGCUGGUUGCCAGGGAAGCCGACCAUGUGAUUAGAGGGUUGGAACAUUCAGUCCCACUCCUAACCUCUGGGGAGGAGAGAGAGGAAAUUGAGUUCAACCAUCAAUUGGCCAAAGAUGUAAUCAAUCAUGUCAAUGUAAUGACGACUCCAUAAAACCCCCCGAAAGAGUGGGGUUUGGAGAGUUUCUGGUUUGCAGGGCAAAAAUGCCGGGAAGGUGGUGCACCCCAAACUUCAAGGGGACAGAUGCUCCUGUGCUCCGGACUCUUCCGGACUUUGCUCUGUGUGCCUCUUCAUCUGUCCGUUCCUUCAGAUCCCAUUCAUAUCCUUUGUAAUACGCUGGGAAUCUAGUAAGAAAACUGAUUUCCUAAAUUCUUUAAGCUAAGUAGCUUGUAGCAAAUUAGUCAAACCUGAGGAGGGGGUCAUGGGAACCUUAGAUCUAUUGGAGAGGUGGUGAUGAUACAGUGGGGAAUGAAGAACACCUUGACCAAGUGAUCCGGAUUAGUACCUCCAGUGGGAGGCAGAUGGAGAGCUUGUGCGUCCAGAUGAGCUUCCCGUGAAAGACACAGCAUCAUCGAGGAGCAUGGCUGAGGUUCCUGAAGCAUCAAGAGAUUCCAUGGGUUCUGCCAAGAUGCUUCUGCUCUUGCUCUCGAUGGCCUUGCUGGCCCUGAGCUCAGCUCAGGACAUCAGUAAUGGUACUGAUACUGAAAACUCACCAGAAGGCCCUCAAAACCAAGAGGAAGAAACCCAACCAUUAGACCAUAAAAUUGUUGAAGAACCCCCAGAGGGAUCGCAAGAAGAACAUGGAGGUCAGCAUGAAAAAAGAGACCAUGGUCACCAUCAUUGGCCUCAAAGCCAGAAUGUCCAGGGAGACCAGGAAAACUCACGUAGCCAAGGUGGAAGAGGAGGUAGAAGAGGAGGCCGAGGUGGUCGAGGUGGCCAGAGAGGCCAAGAUGGCCAGGGUAGCCGAGGUGGCAGAGAUGACCAGGGUGGCCCUGGUGGCCAGGGUGGUCAGCGUGGAAGAGGUGGCCAGGGUAGUCAACGUGGUGGUCAGUGACAAAGAAAACCAACUAGAGAUGGCUUCCAGUGAUUCCCUAGGUAUUAAUUGCAUUUUUAGUCCCCAAUCUAGUGAAUUUCUUCUUAAAUUUUUAAAUUUUUUUCUUUUUGUUUCUAGUUACUUCUCUUGUUUUGAUUCUUGAUUUUAAUCACUCAAACUGUUUGUCCAUAUUUGCCUUUGCCACAAAUUUCCUUGCCUCAACCUUACACAUAGAAAAAUCUCCUUCAUUCUUUUAAGAGCAAGUGUUACUUCUACCCUGAGCUUUUGUUUGACUUCCUUUUCUUAUAUUAACCUAAAAUUUUCCAAGUCCUACCUCUCCUCCCCUCCACCUCUCUUCUCUCCUCCCUCCUGUUUCCCUCUCCUGGCUUCUUCCUCCCAUCUCUACCUCCUCACUCCUCCUUCUUCUACUCUAUUUUAACUUCAUGUGUUGUCUUAUAAUGAGCCUACUUCAUUAUAGAAAUACCAGUCAUAGAGCAUGCUCAGGCCAAGUGAUUAUUGUGUCUAAAACCAUUUUUCUCUGUUUCAGAAUUGAUAGAGAUCGACUGGUGAACAUGGACUUUUCAGUGGUGUAAACAUGGCCUUUUCUUUCUCCAACUUUAAAUCA
Messenger RNA from Myotis brandtii (Brandt's bat), 2127 nucleotides. Its product is annotated as H/ACA ribonucleoprotein complex subunit 1-like. Bases 1050 to 1523 code for a protein of 157 amino acids. The transcript is spliced from 5 exons. Lineage: Eukaryota; Metazoa; Chordata; Mammalia; Chiroptera; Vespertilionidae. The record is from RefSeq and is a predicted model, not a curated record.